Austrofundulus limnaeus is the source of this 6170-nucleotide messenger RNA. Its product is annotated as histone deacetylase 7. Gene Ontology annotation, molecular function: histone deacetylase activity. NCBI's taxonomy places the organism in Eukaryota, Metazoa, Chordata, Actinopteri, Cyprinodontiformes, Rivulidae. Gene Ontology annotation, cellular component: histone deacetylase complex. The record is from RefSeq and is a predicted model, not a curated record. Gene Ontology annotation, biological process: negative regulation of transcription by RNA polymerase II; epigenetic regulation of gene expression. Bases 524 to 3271 code for a protein of 915 amino acids. The transcript is spliced from 25 exons.
UUCAAGGCAGCGUCGAGCAGCAGAUGGAGCCCUCGCGCCAGCGGCUCUCGCGGAUGAAAGUGAGACUUUCGACUGCGUUUAUUAACAGCUUCACCGCCGUCAGACAGACUCAUUCGGUGAGGAAGAGAGACAGAUAAACAGAGAGCAGCUCUGGGUCAUGGUGGACGCUCGUUGUUUUCUGGUUCAGAGGUUAAUUAAUUACAGGAACUCAUCGGGGGUGUGUGCUGCUGUUAGCUAACAGCGGCGCGUGCCGACCGUCGGAACGACACUUUUUUUGUUAUCCCACAGAGGAGCGUCCUAACUUUGUAACAACCGGGUUAUUAAAUGGGGAAAAUGACACUGAGGAUGAGCAGGAGAGACUACAAGACGACCUUUUCACCCAUGUCAUCUUCUGCUGACUGAUUUUUAUUUUUUUUUUACCCCGGCUUUCAGUCCUGUUGGUGCCGCAUGAAAUUUGAAAGCACGUCACUCUUUUUUUAAAGCUCACCUCCAAAACAAAAACCAAGUGGAUGUGAUCUUCAGCAUGGACCUAAGCGUGACACACAGGUUGAUACAUCAAGGCCCAGAUUCGACCAUGUUAGCACACCAGCCUUCAUUUUUCCUGGGACAUCUCACAGCGGAACAAUUCUCUCAAUUUUCCCAGCAGCAUUUGCAGUAUAACUCUGAACAAAGGCAAAGAGAAAUGGAGGAGGAGAAGAGAGACGAGCUGCAGCAGCUGAUCCAAAAGAGUAAAAAUGAGCAGAGUGCUGUUGCCAGUCCACUUGUAAGGCAGAAACUUCGGGAACAUAUAAUAAUGAAGAAACAGCCUUCCCAUGACAGGAUUACCCCAAGUAGUAGUACUCCCCCAGGAUACAGGCUGCCAGUUUCUGACAUUUCCUCAAAGCCUCAAGCUACACCCAGUGACCAGCGUAAGGACCUCGCCCUGCGAAGAACAGUCUCUGAGCCCACACUGAAGUGGAAGUUAAAGAAAAUCAUCACCACGAGGCCUAACCCGCUGCAGCGAAAGAUCAGUGCCCCUCCUGAUGUCAAACACAGGACAGAAACUCUGGACUCUUCCCCAAGCAGCAGCGCCUCAGCAUCAGGGUGCAGCUCACCAAAUGACAGCCUCAUUUCAGACAACGGCUCCUUUUCUCUGACUGCUGAGUCUAAGGGGUUGCUGUUGAAGAACGGUAGUUUACCUCUUUUUACCAGGACCAGCAACACUACUGCAGGGCACAACAUCACAGCUGGACUUCCUGCACAGGCUGACUUGUGUGCGGUAAAGCCCUUGACCAUAUCAGCUCUGCAACCUGUCUACCUGCCUCCACGCCUGCUGUUGCCCUCCAAGUUCGUUCCUUUUCAAGGUUUGACUUCCAUUCCUCAGCAGCAGCAUCCUCGCCUCUCCUCCCCCUCCAGGAGAGAAGGUUUAGCCACCUUACCCUCCCACCCACCUGUGGAGCGAACACAUUCAGAGCCGUUACCCUACAACCACUCAGUCCUGCGCCUGCACACAAGCCACCAUCUUAACACCCCGUACCAUCUUCCCCCGCAAUUCCUCAAGCGCGGACUGGACAUGUCCAAGCGGAAUUCACAGCUGAGCAAGCUGAAUAUCAAAACCACUGAGAAGCCACGUCUGACACAGAUCCCAUCAGAGGAAAUGGACGUGGACCUGGAUGAGACCGGAUCAAUGUCGGGWUCGGGGACGGGGUCUUUGUGCGGCUCUGAACCUGGUUCACUGUGUGAGGACAGCCACAGCAGGAGGCAAAGCAACGCCAGCACAGACUCGUUUUAUGGCACAGAGUCCAACACCUCCUCCAGGGACAGCUUGAUCGAGACUUCGCAUCCUCUUAAUCAGAGGCAGGUGAUCCUUAGAUCAGGUCUCCAGACAGAUGCACUGGGCAUCCCUGCCUUACUUUGGCCCCACAUGUCUCACCCGCCGGUGAUCCGGACCCGGUCCUUACCAGCCACGGCCUCCCUGUCUCCUGCAACAGACACCAAGCUACGUUUCACAACAGGUUUAGUUUAUGAUGCUCAGAUGCUGAAGCACCAAUGUAGCUGUGGAGACAACAGCCGUCACCCUGAGCAUUCAGGAAGGAUACAAAGCAUCUGGUCCAGACUGCAAGAGAGAGGGCUGAGGAGCCACUGUGAGUGGAUCCGCAGCAGAAAGGCCACCCGUGAAGAGUUGCAGUCAGUUCAUUCUGAAAACCAUGUGUUAAUGUUUGGCAACAAGCUGGACAACCGCAGGCUUGCCGGACAUCGCAUUUUUGUGGAGUUACCAUGUGGAGGUGUUGGGGUAGACGUUGAUACAGUCUGGAAUGAACAACACACAGCUGUCGCUUCCCAGAUUGCUGCAGGUUGUGUCACAGACCUGGCACUGAAGGUGGCACAGAGGGAGCUGAAGAAUGGCUUUGCAGUGGUGAGGCCCCCUGGACACCAUGCAACCCGUUCCUCUCCUCUGGGCUUCUGUUACUUCAACUCUGUGGCCAUCGCAGCCAAGCAGCUCCAACAUAAGCUCAACGUCAGCAAGGUCCUGAUUGUAGACUGGGACGUGCACCAUGGCAACGGCACCCAGGAGGCCUUCUACGAUGACCCAAACGUGCUGUACAUCUCUCUGCAUCGCUACGAUGAUGGAAACUUCUUCCCUGGUAGUGGGCAUCCAAACGAGGUGGGUGCAGGUGCAGGCAAGGGCUUCAAUGUGAAUGUGGCAUGGACUGGAGGGUUAAAUCCUCCGAUGGGAGAUGCAGAAUAUCUGGCAGCAUUCAGAGCCGUGGUGAUGCCCAUCGCCCACGAGUUUUCCCCCGAUGUGGUGCUGGUGUCAGCUGGUUUUGAUGCUGUUGAAGGACAUCCGUCUUCAUUGGGAGGAUAUAAGGUCACAGCCAAGUGUUUCGGCUUCCUGACUCGUCAGCUGAUGUCGCUCGCCGGGGGCCGGGUAGUCCUCGCUCUGGAGGGGGGACAUGACCUCAAAGCCAUCUGCGACGCCUCUGAAGCCUGUGUCAGCGCCUUGCUGGGCAUGGAGGUGGAGCCUCUGGCCCAGUCUGUGUUGGACCAGAAGCCCUGUGAAAACGCAACACGCUCCCUGCAGAGAGUCGUCCAGAUUCAGGGUGAGUACUGGCAGAGCGUGAGGGAUUCAGUCGCCACCGUGGAUCUGUCCUACCUGCAGGCGCAGAGACACAGACUCAGGAGAGGUUCGGACAGCGAGGCAGCCAACGCCAUCGCCUCUCUGUCCAUGGGAUCCCUCCCAUCAGAACGGAAACAGCCUGAAAUAAUAUCGGAGAAAAAAGAUUCGAUGUGAGGAAAACGUCUGAUCCCUUGAGCCUUAACUUGGUGCCAACACACACGAACACAGAGACACGUACAAAAACUAUGCAUUCGGCUCGUCACUGGAAGCAGAACCUCCUGCAUUACUACUGUCUGCAGUCUGACCACUCAGGUUCAGACACACCGAGGAACAGAUGGACCACAUUCAUAUUCUCCUGAGGUCUCUUCCUGAAGGAGCUUUCAGUCGCUGAUCCCAGGUUUUAUUUUAUUUUUAAAGCCCAAAAGCAUAAAAAAUGAAGAAUCUGUACUUCCUCGUAGCACUGGGUGCAACACGAUGUAGCAUGAACAAAAGUGACUGUGCACAGGACCACUCAGACGACAGGUGUGACGGAGCAGGCAGGUGCUCCACAAAUUAAAAAUAACCCCUGCCAUUUUUCUGCAGGUGGCAAAAAAUGAAUGAAGAAAAACAAAGACUUUAUUUAUCUUCUUGCACUGUAUCGCUCUCCAACUGGACAAUAAUUGAGGAGAAGCGAGUCGACAAUCAAACACUUUGUUUGAUCUCUCUUUGAAUAUUCAUUCGUUUGACUCAUGGCGCUCGUUUUUUGUGAAUGUCAGUCUGAAAACCUUUCAGUAACCCAGAGUGAAGCUACAAUGAAAUCUGAGAUGCAUACUGUAUGUUUUUUAUUGGUUUUAUGUCCAYGUAUUUUCUUAAACCUCUUUUUGUUUUUUACUUCUUUCUUUCUUGGCCUGUCAGACGAGCACAUGCAGCGAGAGUUUAGAUAGCUGCAGUAAUUGGUUUCAGCCUCUGACAGAUGGAAGAAGACACAUCAGUCUUUCACGAAGUGUAUCUUAAACAUGUCAGCAUACUGUAAUUUGUACCGGUGGCAUUAGUCACGAUAAAUAGCUAAUACCUCUUCUCACCGGGGCAUCGAUGUGWCGGGAGGUGACGCUGAGACGUUCACGCGUGUCGUAAAGGACAGAAACCUCCCAUGAUGCCUCGGUGCAACGUGACCACUCAGUAAAGAUUGUAUCAUGUGACAACGCAGACCGCAUUUUUAUAUUUUGGAUUCAUGACAAUCACACAAAGUGCACUUACACUGCGUAAGGGUCAGGUAAUGUGGUGAAGUGUUUCUUGUGGAUGAGCAUUCCUGCUGCGUUUUUACAAUGUUUUACUAUUUUAUUCUUACUAAGGACAGUCGUCUAUUCUUGAUUUACAAAGCGCCGUGCCGUUUGUUGACAUGUUCAGGGGCAGCUUUGCUCCCUGGACCGAUCUGUGGCGUUUAGCAGCGAUGAUGGAGCAGAAACACUGAGGUAGUUGAACUUCUAGUCAGUGAUAUCCACACUCAAUUGGACACAGGUUACCGCAACCAGGGUUUAUGAGAACAAUGUGCUGUCCGAGGACUGGCAUGGCCUCAAAGACUUUGUGAAUGUUUCUUUUCUCUUUCCAAACAGUCAGAAAGCAUCAAACGCACAGAUCCAUAAACAGAAUCAUUUGACUUUAACAUGUAUUUAUAUUUUCAUAUCCUUGACGUGUCUUUGAUGUGUUCUGAUGCGUGUCUAACACAGUUAAGAUGGUGCUAAUACAGUAUGUUUGCUUUCUUUCCUGUUCUUUCUGAAGAUGCCUCUCAGAAGCUCUUUAAUACUUUUUAAAGUCAGAAAAAUGUGAAAUCGCAUGACGGCGGCAGAGCGACGGACGUUUCUGCAGUUUAUUGUAGCUUUAAACCAUUUUACAUGACAAAAACAAACUUUUUUGUUUCAUCCCUUUGUCUUAAUUAAUGCAGAUUGUUUGUUUUUUUAUAUGAUCUCAGAAAUGAAGCCUAGAGACCAAAUUAUCAGYUGAAUGAUCAUUCUGACUAACCUGUGAAAAUGAACCAUUUAAACUUCAAGUCUGCCUUUGGCAAAACUGACCAUUUGAUUUUGUUCCUGUACAGUGUAAAUAAUAACUUUUUGGUCUUUUUUUUCUACCUUUUUACCUUUCUGUUAUGUUUUAAGACAAUCUUUAAUAAAUUAUAUACAUUUGAAAGAGAUUUACUGUAUUUCUAUGAUCAUGUUUUGUCCUCUUGAGGUCCUCAAAAAGAUGUGUUUUUGUGCCAAAAACCAAACAAAUAAAUUCCUUCAUUAUUUACAUUAGGUAAAAUUUUAUUGUUGACAAAAGACAAAUGAUUAAAGCAAACGCGGAGGAAAAACGCUAAAGAAGAAACAUAAUCAAAAAGCUAUUUCUCACACAGUUACAAAACAUUCUGCUCUACUCUGCCUGUAAUCACCUCAUCAACACGUUGGCACAUUUUCUAAGAAACCUGCUGGUUUGUUUGUUUUUUUAAAAUUAUUACAAAGACAUUUUAAAGUCUCCACUUAGAGCACGACUUUCUGCAGCUACUUGCUCACAACAUGGGCUGAUAUGUAAAUAAACAGCUGCGAUCAGUGGGGUUUUUUUGUAUUAAAACAAGCAUAAGCAGUGCGUACACCAAAUUUACAUGAAUGCUUUAAAAAAAAAGACAGAAAGCUGUUGGGUUUACUGCAGUACAGAAAAGCAGAUCUGCAUCAGACUUCUUUUUUCAGCUCUUCCUCCUUCUCUUUUUAAGAGCCAGAGUGAUUAGCUUAUUAGUAUUUUAGCUGUAAACAUAAAUUGGCUGUGACCGCCCUCUAACCAUCGCUGUGCCAUCAUCAUUAGUCAUCCUAAUGUCUGUCAGGCUUGGAGCCAUCCAACCAGAAGAGGCCGCUGGCUCUGAUCACGGCGUUAUCGAAGGCACUCGCACCAGCAGCCAUUUGUUGUUUCAUUGUCACCGCAGGCCAGCUGUUUGUUCAUUUUUUUUUUUAUUUAUUUAUUUAUUUCUCAUCGUUCAGUCUUUUCAGCAGAGUCUGGGUCUCAGAGACACUUGGACACAUCAGGAGUCAAGCACUCGUCCGGAGAUAAAGAAGGGGGAAAAUAAAAA